Zootermopsis nevadensis is the source of this 4597-nucleotide messenger RNA. RefSeq names its product putative G protein-coupled receptor B0563.6. The record is from RefSeq and is a predicted model, not a curated record. Gene Ontology annotation, molecular function: G protein-coupled receptor activity. Gene Ontology annotation, cellular component: membrane. NCBI's taxonomy places the organism in Eukaryota, Metazoa, Arthropoda, Insecta, Blattodea, Termopsidae. Gene Ontology annotation, biological process: G protein-coupled receptor signaling pathway.
UUCAGUCUUGUCUUAGAUAUUUUAAAACUGGAAACUUUAUCUCGUUUUACGUGUGUAUGCAGAUUUAGUUGAAACACGAUGUUAUGUCAUCGUAGAGAAUAAAACCCAUUCUCUUGUUAACACUCUGCUCUGUGUAAAGAUCAGUGAGGAAAUGAUAGAAUGAGUGAAGAAGAAUUUAAUUAGGCGCAACUGGAAAGGGAUACAACGAAAAUGUCUAUACAAGGCGAGGGUCUUGGCUUGUGCCGGUAAUGGAGUACCUCUGGGAUCAGCCCACCGGAGGUGUUUCGUUGUGAAUUCCUACGUAUACAGCAGACUCGUACUGUGUCAUACAUGAAUUAGGGAAGGAAUUUUUUACGUCUGUAAAAAUUGUGCCCCUUUAAAGUCAUAGAGAGUAUAAGUGAGUUAUCCAGCUGUAAACCAACGAUGGUUUUCAGUAGAACCUUGAGCAGUGUUUUUAUAAUACUAAUUUUUCUGACGUGUGUCUCCUGGAUUAAAGUCAAGGAACAAAUGGCACUACAAUGGACAAAACGUAAUUUUUAAACACAUUAGCUUGACCUCAAUUCUUGUUUGCAGGCUUAUCUUCGUCAGACGAUUAGAAGAGAAACGAGUUUCUUUAUCUGAUAAACAUUGAGAUAUCAGAUAUAAUAUUUAUUAUUGAUAUUCCAGAAUAUGUUAUAAAUUUUUAAAUUAUCUUUGUCUUGGGCUCCUGGUCGUGUGUUUUAAUAUAGUUAAAUAAUUUGUUUCGUGACGAACUAAAAUUUAUUGGAACUGGUUUGUGCAGAACGCAGAUUAUGAAAGUCUGGUUUCCCUAACAAGAUUGUGUUCCACUUCCUGGCAGUGUAAAUUACUCCCAAAAGUCAUCAAUCAGCUGUGAUUGGCUGUACCCUUUCGGGAUUAUUAAUUAUUUUUCUUAAAUUUAACUUGCCUCAGUCGUUCUAUACAACCCGGAUCGUUAUGAAUUGCAGUGAUUAAUCUUAUAAAACUGGCAAGUGUUUGUGCUGCUGUCUGGAAGUAGAGAUAGCAAGUUGUCAACUGCAGUACGAAUUUCGUGCUAGCCUUCAUUGCCAGAGCCGCCUUCAGGUGACUGUCUAUGUGGGAAUGUGUCAAUAACUCUUAAUUGCUUUGACGAAUACUCCCUUUGAAAUAAACGUGCGAAUAAUAAUUGACAGGAAAUUGUAUUAUAACAAAUCAACAGAUUAAUCUGUAGACUGAAGAAUCCAGAUUAAUACAAACAUAAAAACGACAAGAUUGAAGUAGGUUCAGUAUUUUAAACGUUAAAGUGUAGGUUUUAGUUAGUUUAGUAACGAGGUUGUCUAACAGAAGACUUGAAAAAAUUAUUUUCAUAUAGGAUUGCUGUUAUAUAAACUCGUGCAAAAUCUCCGUAAAGCUUUGAAGUUUUUAUUGGAAGUGACAAGGCUUGUAACGUCAUUAAGAAAUGUGACGUGUAGUACUUGCUUUGAAACAUCAUGUCCAAACCGACUGCGUAUCUCCAUUAUACAGAAUUGUUUUACGUUCUCUAAAAUGACAUGAAUUUAAUUAAAUAAACGGACACAUUUCAGCCAUCAGGCACUGUUCUUUUUAACUAAUUUCAGUGUUUUAAAUGUAUUUCUAGUUUUAUAACAGUUUUAAAUUAAAUAUCUUACGAUAAUCGGUUUACGUAACUGAUAACCUCAAUUUUGCUGUUGGAUUCCGAUACCAAAAUAACUUUCUUUGCAUUAAUUUUGCUCGGUCUGUGGUCUGUCUGGUCGGCCUGUUGGUUUCCAAGAAGCAGUCUGAGGUCGCGUGCAUUUGGCCACAUGGGAAGCAGAGAUUGUUAAAACAGCUGACUUCAGAGAUAGGCAACCUAUUUCACGCUAUUAAUGUCUUAUAUUAUAAAUGAAUACUACAAUAUUUUGGAGAAAAUUAAGUGAUAAUUGGUUGAAAUCUAAUUGUCAUGCUCCUUCAGUUUGGAAAUCGUUUAAAGGUACAAAGAAACCGCAGUUGCUUAAGAAGAGAAUGCUAUACGCAUUUCAUCGGUAAUUCAAGGAAAAUAAUUGGAAUCUUAUGAUAGUGAGGCAGUAUAAGAGACAGGUUGAAAUGUUAUCAGCUCUGUGACAUCGCUUCACAUAAAAACUGAAGAUAUUUUCUCAAUUAGUAAACCAAUAACUGGAAAAUAACUCACCAGAUGUAGAUAGGACGUCCGCAAUAAUAAUACUACUUGCACAGUGCGCAUUUAAAGUAUAUGAAACUUAUGUAAGCAAAAAUCAAGUAAUAUUAUAACUUCAUUGUAUGUUACAAUGUUUCGUGUUACUUUUACAAUGUUCCGUGUUACUUUUACAAAAGUUGUGCUCAUAUUUUUAAUUGUAAAUAAUAAAGUAAUAAUUAUUACAAAUACUACGCAACAUGUAAUAAUUAUGGUGCGUAUAAGUAUAUAUUUAACAGAGUUAAUGUAGGUCUUUUGUCAUCUAAGUAAAAAGAAAAUUUAAUUAUACGUACGACAUGUGUUAAGUUUCUUAUCUCAUAAUUGAAACAAAACGAUUCAAACACUUCAUAUAUGACCUCGUUACUCAAGUGUUUGUCAAUAUAAGCAGCAUGUCACAGUAACGAAUGCUUAAGAGAUAUACAGUAUAUGCUGUCGUAAAUCCGUUUAGCGGAAAGUGUUGUGUUCGUCUUCCUGAAAAAAGAAAAAUUACCACGAACAUUUGCGAAGUACUUUACUACAAUUCUGAUAUAAAAUCUGACUUGCUAGAAGUGUUGUAACCGCACAGCGAAGAAGUUAAAAUACGGGAAAGAAAUUAAUGAAGCGUCCAGCCUAACGUAACACUGUGUCGUCGAUAUGGGCAGCCUGGAGUCUCUGUUACCCGAGCGAGAGGAUGCGUCUUCGUGUUCGGCGUUCCGUAACUCCACGUCCUUGGUCAUUCAGCAUCCUGGAGAAGAAGCAGACGACGACCCUAGGGACGAGACGCUGCGCCAUUACUCUUACGGAGUGGCCAUGCCGGCCAUUUGCUGCCUUGGGAUUCUGGGAAACGUGCUGAAUCUCGUGGUGCUGACCCGGCGUAACAUGAAGGGUACCGCGUACAUCUACAUGAGAGGAUACUCUGCCGCUGCGCUCCUCGCCAUCUUGUUCGCCAUCCCGUUCUGUUUGCGGUUGCGGAUUUACAAAGACUCCGGCAGGUGGAACAAUCUGCCACAGGCCUUCUACCACGAGCACCUUGAACUGUUUCUGGGAAACGCCUGUCUCGGUGUCGGCGUCAUGAUGCUUCUGGCCCUCACAGUGGAGCGCUACAUAUCCGUGUGUCACCCGGGACGCACCCAGCCCCUGAUCGGGCCCCCUCGCCUCAUCGUGUGUCUCAUCCCCCUCCUGACAUUCCUGAUAUACCUCCCGAACGCCUUUCGCUACGAACUGAGGCCCUGCUUGCUCUCGCCAGGCGGACCGCUUUUCUACCAGCGAGAGGACAACAAACGCUUGCUCGAUUCUGUCAUCUAUUCCACCUACAAGGUGGUACUGGAGGUCGUUUUCAAAGUGGGGCCAACAGUCCUGCUGGCAGCCCUCAACAUGAGGAUCAUGAUAGUCUACCGAAGAUCCUGCGAGCGUCGUCGUCGGAUGAUCCUUUGUAGGACGUCGUCUUCAGACGAUGACCCUCGAACAUUCGCAGAAGAACGCCGUCUUAUCCUGCUUCUCGGCAGCACCUCCAUACUCUUCUUAGUGUGCGUCUCUCCAAUGGUCAUUCUCAACGUGACCCUUUCACAGAGAAACCUCAGUAUGUAUUCGUAUCAGGUGUUCCGGGCAGUGGCGAACCUGCUGGAAGUUACCAACUACUCCAUGACUUUCUACAUUUACUGCCUGUUCUCGGAAGAUUUCAGAAACACUUUGUUGAGGACCUUCGGGUGGCCUUGGAAACGGGAUGCCCCGACUGCUUUUCAGGAUGCUCAUUCCGCCGUCGUGGCAAAACAACUGAUGGCGACGAAGUUGAACGCAACGCCGACUUUGACCACGGCGUCUGCAAGCAAUAACAACGCAACAGUUAUGUGCCUGCCUGUGGUUCCCAACAACACGGCACAGAAAUUGUGGAAGGGGUUCAAGAGACCAAUUCAGGGCACUUGUGGUUACGUGCACAAUGGUAGUGCCAGUGUAUAACAUUGAUCUCGUUAAGAGGCUUCAGUCCUAUUUAUCAUUCCUCAAGAACCAUUCCGUAAUUUGAUCCAGACAGCAAACAAGAAUAAAUAAUUUCUUGUAGUAUCCGAUAUUACAUCACUUCAUUUAUAAUGUAACUUCACACUUCUGAUGCAGAUUAUCUAUCUUUUUUUUUCCUUUAAAAUUCGUGAUUUGUCGUCUAUCAAAAAAUGACGCCAUUAAACAAUGUCACGUUAUAUUUGUUUACUCUGCAUUGUUAUACCAUCACAACAAUGCCGACUAAAGAAAUGACUCGAGUAAACACUAAACUAACUAAACACUAAACUAGUUUAGUGUCUUACACAAGAUUUUAAAACGCAACCACCACCCCCUUCGGGGGAGUUGGUUGCGUUUUAAACACUUGACUAACCCCCUCAAGGAGCUCCGAAAGGGAUUAGUCAAGUGUUUUAACCCCCCAUUCGGGGGGGUUGGUUUAGUUUCUUA